This is a messenger RNA of Sitodiplosis mosellana (orange wheat blossom midge), 2158 nucleotides long. RefSeq names its product toll-like receptor 7. The coding region runs from base 662 to 2158 and encodes 498 amino acids. Gene Ontology annotation, molecular function: protein binding. NCBI's taxonomy places the organism in Eukaryota, Metazoa, Arthropoda, Insecta, Diptera, Cecidomyiidae. The record is from RefSeq and is a predicted model, not a curated record. The transcript has 2 exons.
GAACGGAGUGUGAUUUUUGAUAAAACCUGUCGAAGUGCCGAUCUACAGAAUGAACAUCACUAUAUUGAAUUGCUGCAUUGAACGUUUCGGUUUGAAAUGCUAAAGCUUUGACUCAAAGCCUUUUAGCAAUAACUCUCAAAUGCUUACUCAAAAAUUCCUAAAUUGUCUGAUUGAAAUGUAUAGUUUUAAAUGUAAACAAGAGAUUAUUUUUGACGCAAAUAACGGAAACUUCCCCGUUAGCGAUGCCGCCACAGCAAGAAGAUAAACAAAAAUGUACAUGAGAACGCACAAAUAUGCAACCGUUUUGUUUUUCAGAAUUUUAUCGGCAUUGACUCAUGCGAAUAUAUCAAAAAGUUAAAAAUGAAACCGAUUCUAUAUUUACAGUCAAUUCACAGAAUAGAGAUAAUUAAGAUAAAUGAUUGUGUUUACGCCAAUUCUUUGUAUUCAAUAGUGAAAUAAACAAAUUGCAUUUAAAACAGAGUAUCAAUUGAAAAAAAUGUCAGUAAUGCAAAUCAUUUUGUAGCCAUUGGACACGGCUCCUCCAAUUUAGUCGUUGUGGAGAGUCUUCAUUGGAGACCAUAGCAAAUUUUUGAUAUCGACGUUAUUAUCCAAAAGAGAGCUUGAUAGAAAGAGUUAAAAGAGAAAAAAAAACACAAUAAAAAUGUUAAUGUUCAAAGGUGUUCUACUCAUAUUUUCAUGUUCGUCAGCCUUCGAAAUAAGCUACUGUAAUUACAAUGCAACAGAUCGUCACAUUGAGUAUGUUUGUGAUGUGAGUAGUUCUUCAUUUGCUGACCAAGCAACGGAGUAUUUAUACUGUGAUAACUACGCUUCCGAGAUUAAGAAAGAGGAAGUCGAGUGGCUGAGUCUCCGUGUAUGCAAAGCAAAAGAAUUAUCGAACGAUUUUUUGGACGUGUAUUAUUCAAAUCUGAACAUGCUAAACAUUUCACAUAUUGGAAUUGAAACAAUACGUGCUUCAGAUUUAAGAAACGUUCAACGUUUGAAUAUGUUAGUAGCGUCUCACAAUCGAUUGCACCAUAUUCCCGUCGAUUUGUUCAUUAGCAAGCCGGAGCUAUUCAUAGUUGACUUAUCAUUUAAUCAAAUAACGCAACUGGACCCAUCUGUUUUUGACAGCGUUCAGAAUUUAAUGAUGCUUUUUUUAUCGACCAAUUUAAUUGAAGAGUUGCACGCACAAACUUUCUCAAAUCUACAUCUGUUGGAGCUGUUGGACCUUAGCAACAACCGAAUCAAAAUCAUCGACAAUAAUUUACUGGUCGCGAACUAUGUGCUACAAAUCAUCGGUCUAAAUGAUAACCAAGUGAAACGAUUGGAAUGUGAAUUUUUAGCGACUUUAACGAAAAUGCGUUCACUCAACAUAGCAUUAAACACUUUAGAACGAGUCGAUUCAAGCUGCACCAACGCCGGAGUACAUAUUGAUAUUGAAAUCAUUUCGAAUGAAUCUACAACCGAGCUACGAGUAUCUGAAGGUCACUUCGUCAUUAGUUUUAUCAAAAAUGAUUUUUCCAAAAUUCGUCAUUUAAAUUUGUCGAGUAGGCAUAUUGAAAAUGUCGCAGAAUUGGUUCACGAGAUAAAUCCACUGAUUGAAUUACUUGAUAUUUCCAGUCAUGAUGUGAAAGACUUGCAUGGGAACACUUUCAAAGAAUUUCGCAAUUUGAAACAAUUAUAUUUAAGUCGAACAAAUGUGACAUUUUUGGAUUUUGCAAUGUUGUUUAAUGAAACGCUCCUAGAAGUGCUAGAUUUAUCAUACAAUAACUUAAAUGAAAUCGAUGUGUCUUUCAUUUUUAUUUUGGAUUUGCUAGAUUUUAGCGAAUUAAAAACAUUAAAUUUAAAAGGGAAUAAUUUUUCAAGCAUAGACGAUGUGAUGUCCACCGAUUUGCCAAAUCUAUCCGUUUUAAAUAUAGCGGAGAAUCAUUUUUCGUGUGAAUAUUUAGUGGGUUUUCUAAUUAAGUGGAUAAAUUUGGAGGUUAUACUUGAUAAUCGUUCAGAUGAAACAUAUUUUAAUGGAAUCGAUUGUGUGCGGGAAAAUCCAGUUAUUUACAAAAUGUUUCAAAUGAAUAAUGUUACAUUUGUUGUAAAUAAUUUCGUGGAUAAUUCUAUAAAUCAUUCAGAAGAUGUUCAAACGAUUAAUUCGCUUCAUUAA